UUGCUUUGCACGUACUCGUCCACUGGAACACGAAAACAGAAAGUGGAGCGCCGUAAUACAUAGCAGAUUCGAAAUGCGGUGGUUUUCAGUGGUGUGUUUUGUUCUUGUGCUGGCGACAACUAUAGCAAUACCGGACCCUAAAAAAUAUAAAAAUAAUUCAAAUGAUAAGGAUAAAAAAACAGAAUCAUUGACUAAUGAUGAACGUAAGUUUCUAAGAGAGGUCGAAGAAAAAUUUGGUGUGAAAUCAAAAGAGAUUGCGAGUAAUGUUAAAACGGAAGAAUAUAAAAAUAAAGAAGAAAAGGCCGGAAGUAACAAAGAAACUUCGCCGCCUCAACAAAAACCUCCUUUUCCAGCAGUAAUUGCAAUAGAAAUUGUAAACGAUACAGACUCAAAUUCAAAAGGGAAACGAACAAUCGAUGCUAAUCUUGGUUACGGAUACAGGACUAAUGAUGGAUAUAGCUACACCUACUUUGGGAAGGCAAACCAAGAAAGAGGAAAGUUUAUGAUAUAUCCUUACUCGCAGGAAGAUAUACCACCAAGUCCAAAUGCACAUGAAAAUAAGUACACAUCAUCUUCUACUAGUGUUGAAAUCCAACCCUCACAGGCCUAUGAAUUGGUUCCUGUAAAGGACGAACAGACGUCAUAUGAAUAUAAGAAACCUGCUGUUGAAUUCAAAACUGGUUAUGAAAAGAAUUUAGAAUCACCUUCAGCUGGAUAUUCUAGUGGAAAAGCCGCACAAACCUUGUACACGACUUACAAUGGUCAAGAAUUCUCCGGUUUAAGCGGACAGUUCCCAACUGUGAUGCCUAAUUACUUCGUAAAUCCUACGCAACUUCUUAACAAUCCUCAUUAUCAAAACGCUGGUUUGACUCAGGAUCAUUUGCGUACUCAAAGUUCACACUUAAAUCAGAACAAAAGAAUUGUACCCGUAUUAGUUUUAAGGGUACCCAGUUCUUAUUUGAAAAAUCCAACGGCUGAAUUAUAUCCUGAUUUGCCAAAUAAUUACCCUUUAUCACAACAUUUAAAUAGUGUAAAUCUUCAAGAGCUCGUUAAUCAAUAUUUCAAGAAAAAUGGUUUUUCAGUUGCUCCACAGAUAAUGUCUUAUGAAAGUCGUUCAGUUUCGCAAACCCAUAUGCGACCACAACAGUACUCAAAUCCUUACGCAAAGCCAUUGUAUACUCAAGCAGAUUACUCUGGUAUCCAAUACUCUGGAGUUAAGCCAGUGAUGGCUAGAUAUCCUAUGACUUACUCGCACCAAAAAUAUCACGUCUCUCAGCCUCAAUCGUUAUAUCAGUAUCCAGCAAACCAACAAUACGAGUAUGAAUACCAGUAUGUACCACAAACAGAAACAAAAAUGCGUAGUUAUUAUAUCCAACCACAAUAUUACCAAAGUUCACAAUCAGUUGGUACGUCUAAUGAAUAUCAGUAUGACCAAUCACUGGCUCAACAUCAACCUAACUCAGACAGUAAAUUGUCAAAUAUUGAAUAUAGUUCUCCACAGUAUUCGAGUAGUCAAGAAACUAAAGAAGCAUCGUUAGAGUAUGGAAGUCAGAAUAUUCCACAGGAGGCUGAUCAGUCAGAUGUAUCUCAUUAUGCAUCUUCAAAUUCUGAUACUUCCAAUUAUGAUGUAGCUAAAGAAAAUAUCGAUUAUUCAAAACAAAGUGAGUCGGUUGAGUACAAUUCUGGGUCACUUCCUGAGUAUAGCUCUUCUGCCGAUUAUUAUUCAACAUCAUCUGGCCAGCCAAGUUCCGUUUCCAUAUUACCGUCUAAAUUGAUCCACACUGAACAAUAUCAAGAAAAUUCAGGGUCAAAUGAACAGCAAAAAUAUGUUUACCAAAGUCAAAAUAUUGAAGAUCCCAGUAAAACUUUUGUGCUUUCCGAAAACUAUCCUAGUAAAGAUCACACAAUUGCUACUGUCUUACCAUUUUCAUACCAGUCAACACCGAAACCAUCACAAGCAAGUGUACAGACAGUAAGUUAUGUAACACCUGUGCCAUCAGCUAAAUAUCAAUCUCAGUAUAGAAUCAUGGUACCGCAAACUGUAUUAAAAAAUCCAAACAGCGAGAAAGUAUCUUAUGUCAAUUCUCAACCAAUGCAUUAUUUACACGCCGGACAAUACUCUUAUUCUAACUCUAACAGUGAUUAUAAAGGAGCAGGUCAAUAUGUAUCACAAAUUUCAACCAAGCCAUUAUAUCCUAGAAAUUACCACACACAUCUAAAAAGAAUGGUAAAGGCACCAAGUAAGUCUGAAACCACAUUGAAAAUAACAUCUAGGAGACCAAACGAAAGAAACGAAAAGAAAAAAUCACCUUAAUUUGGUAACUGGUAAAAAUUAUUAUAACUUUUAUUAUUAUUGUGAUUGUUGUCGAUUUGUGUAAAUAAAAACAAAAUAUAUCUUAGAGGUAAAGAAUGAUUACUAAGCCAUUUUUACAUAUUCGUUUUAUGGAUUGUUUAGUUAUUAUAAUCAAGUAUUUCGUUUGUGUUAUUGAUUUGUGAAGAUUAAGUUCUUAAUCCUUAAAUAAAUUGUUAGGUUAUUCACAAUUUGUAUAAGACUGUUUUUUUUUUUUUUUAAUUUUCAAUAUAAAAUGAAAGAGUACUUGAAAUUUCAUCGCUACAUUAGUAAAUAUUGUGAACUAUUUAUUACUGUUAUAAGUUAAAAGUAUAUCCUACAAAACUAAUAUUUUUUUUAGUCAGCUAGAAAUUGGCUGUCAUAAAGUGCAAUAUUCUUAGACAAUUAAGAAGAAAAUGUUACUAUUUCAUGGUAAUAACUGUGUUUGUUAUUUUAUUAUCAUUAAUGUGUUUAUAAAUUAAGUUGUUGAAAUAAAUAUUUAUAAGUUGA
Molecule: messenger RNA, 2839 nt
Organism: Melitaea cinxia (Glanville fritillary)
Lineage: Eukaryota; Metazoa; Arthropoda; Insecta; Lepidoptera; Nymphalidae
Exons: 3
Coding region: 74-2314 (746 amino acids)
Source: RefSeq, a predicted model, not a curated record